Molecule: messenger RNA, 3989 nt
Organism: Eublepharis macularius
Lineage: Eukaryota; Metazoa; Chordata; Lepidosauria; Squamata; Eublepharidae
Gene: SESTD1
Product: SEC14 and spectrin domain containing 1
Exons: 20
Coding region: 604-2694 (696 amino acids)
Source: RefSeq, a predicted model, not a curated record
UCAAGGCAGCUGCAACGCUGACACACAACAACAUACACACAGAGAGACGUGCGCGUGUGUUUGUGUGAGCGAGAGGUGUCCAGUCGCCUUCGCUGACCCGCGCCGGGGUCUCUUCAGCGGCGCUGCCGGGGUGGGCGUGCUCGGCCCGGCCCCCGCGCGGAUCGACUGACUGACUGUCAAGCGCGGCGCUGAGGGAACGGGGCUGCCGCAGCCACGCCAGCAGCCGCCGCCGCUUUUGUCCGGGCAAGGCCCGGCUCGAGCGCGGGCGGCGAGUGAGGGAAGAAGCCGGUCGCGGCUGAGGCGGCGGCGGGAGAGCGAGCCGCCUUCCCCCGCGCGCCUUUCGUCCCCCCUUUCCCGCUCCGCUGCCUCAGGCCCGCCCAAGCCACCCGCCCCGGGCCCAGAGUUUGAAUAGCUGAGUCAGAUCUCAAAUCUGUAUCGGCAAGGAUUCCCAAUGUUUCUGGAAGCUGCAGCAUACACAGUGAGAAGAUGAGCAGCUACGAUUCAGAAAAGUUGAAGUUUGGAAUAUUGGCACAUAAAUCCACAAAGAGAGAAAUUACAGUAAUUAAAAGAGAUGAAGAUCUCUGAAAGAUAACUGAAGGUAGGAUGGAUGCUACGGUAAUACUGCCUAUUCUGAAGAAAAAGUUGGCCUUCCUUUCAGGCGGGAAGGACCGAAGAAGUGGACUCAUUCUGACAAUUCCAUUAUGCCUCGAACAAACAAAUAUGGAUGAGUUGAGUGUCACCUUAGACUACCUGCUAAGCAUUCCAAGCGAUAAGUGUAAAGCUAGAGGAUUUACUGUUAUAGUGGAUGGUAGAAAAUCCCAAUGGAAUGUUGUCAAGACUGUUGUGUUAAUGCUACAGAAUGUUGUUCCCGCUGAGGUAUCAUUGGUCUGUGUGGUAAAACCAGAUGAAUUCUGGGACAAGAAGGUUACACAUUUUUGUUUUUGGAAAGAGAAAGAUAGACUUGGGUUUGAGGUUAUUUUAGUAUCUGCCAAUAAGCUUACUCGGUACAUAGAACCAUGCCAGCUAACAGAAGACUUUGGAGGGAGUAUGACUUACGAUCACAUGGAUUGGCUGAACAAGAGACUGGCUUUUGAAAAGUUUACAAAAGAAUCAACAUCCUUACUGGAUGAGCUUGCCUUAAUCAACAGUGGUAGUGAUAAAGGAAACCAACAAGAGAAAGAGAGGUCUGUAGAUUUAAAUUUUCUUCCAUCGGUUGAUCCUGAGACAGUUCUGCAGACAGGCCAUGAAUUGUUAUCUGAAUUGCAACAGCGCCGCUUUAAUGGUUCCGAUGGAGGAGUCUCAUGGUCUCCAAUGGAUGACGAACUGCUUGCUCAGCCUCAGGUCAUGAAACUGCUUGAUUCACUCAGAGAACAGUACACACGUUACCAAGAAGUGUGCAGGCAGCGCAGCAAGCGGACCCAGCUAGAGGAGAUUCAACAGAAGGUAAUGCAGGUGGUGAAUUGGCUGGAAGGGCCUGGUUCAGAACAGCUUAGAACCCAAUGGGGAAUCGGUGAUUCAAUCAGAGCCUCACAGGCUUUGCAACAGAAACAUGAAGAGAUUGAAAGUCAACACAGUGAGUGGUUUGCUGUAUAUGUGGAACUUAACCAACAGAUUGCAGCUUUGUUGAAUGCAGGGGACGAGGAGGAUCUUGUGGAGCUGAAGGCCUUACAACAGCAGCUGAGCGAUGUCUGCUACCGACAAGCCAGUCAACUGGAGUUUAGGCAAAAUCUGUUGCAAGCAGCACUUGAAUUCCAUGGGGUUGCCCAAGAUUUGUCUCAGCAACUAGAUGGCUUGCUAGGGAUGUUGUGUGUGGAUGUGGCACCAGCUGAUGGAGCAUCAAUUCAGCAAACUUUAAAAUUACUUGAAGAAAAGUUAAAAAGUGUUGAUUUAGGUCAGCAAGGUUUGCGUGAAAAAGGUCAAAGUCUUCUUGAUCAAAUAUCUAACCAGGCAUCUUGGGCUUAUGGAAAGGAUGUAUCCAAUGAAAACAAAGAGAAUGUUGACCAUAUCCAGGGAGUGAUGGAAGAUAUGCAGCUCAGAAAGCAAAGAUGUGAAGACAUGGUGGAUGUGCGCCGACUGAAAAUGCUUCAGAUGGUUCAGUUAUUUAAAUGCGAAGAAGAUGCCUCUCAGGCGGUAGAAUGGUUAAGUGAAUUAUUAGAUGCUCUACUGAAGACUCAUAUCCGACUGGGAGAUGACAGUCAAGAAACCAAAGUUUUGUUGGAAAAACAUCGGAAAUUUGUUGAUGUUGCACAGAGUACUUAUGAUUAUGGGAGACAGUUACUACAGGCUACCGUCGUUUUGUGUCAGUCUCUGCGAUGCACUUCUAGGUCCUCAGGAGACACACUUCCAAAACUGAACAGAGUAUGGAAACAGUUUACGAUAACUUCAGAAGAGAGAGUAACUAGAUUGGAGAUGGCUGUUGCAUUCCAUUCAAAUGCUGAAAAGGUUUUGCAAGAAUGCCCAGAUGAGCCUGAGUCUAUUAAUGAUAUGGAGCAAUUCGAUGAAAUCGAAGCUGUUGGGAAAUCGCUUUUGGAUAGAUUAACAGUGCCUGUAGUUUAUCCUGAUGGUACUGAGCAGUAUUUUGGGAGCCCAAGUGACAUGGCUUCUACAGCAGAACACAUCAGAGAGAAGAUAAAACUAGUUUGUCUGAAGAAGCAGCAGCUGCGACAACCAGAAGUCUGCCCCACAGAGAGCUAAUAAUCUGGAUCUUUUAUCUUGCCAGUUUAUAACGUGCCCGUUUGUAAUCCAGCAUGUCACUGCAUUUUACGCCUGGCAUAACACAUUAAAAUGCAUUUUCUCAGCUAUUAUAAACUCUCCAUCUUUUUUUUUUGAAGUAAACUUCAUUCUACAUCUUAACAGUGUAUUUCUACCAAGCCAUAAUUAUUUAACAUGCUACAAAACCAUAGACUUUAAAUAUUAUUAAAAAAAAAACAGGAAGUGAACCAGUUGCACUGAACCCUUUGCUCUGAAGCUUUACCCGACUUGUCAACUGCUUCUUUGCCUAAGCAGCCGAUGCAAGUUUUUGAAUGGUGCUAAUAAGUACAAGUUCCACAAAAAAAUAGUAAUUCUCUUUUAUUCUACAAAUGAUUGUAGUAUUUUUAGGCUAUAGGCAAACUAUCUGUUGUGUAGACAGUGGUGACCCUAUAAUUUUAAUUUUUCUUACUUUUUAAAUGGUCCUUUUUUAUUGUGCCAAUAUGCAUCCCACCCAUCAAAUUUUGGAAUAUCAAAUUCAUUAUAAAUGGAUUUUCUCCCUCUCCCAGUUUGUAUGGAUAAUGUAUUGAGAACUGUUUUGUGCUUAAUAAAAUCCAUCUUUUUAAAAUCAGAUCACAUUUAUGUAUGCCUGUAUUUCCUAGUGUGCGGUGGAGGUUCACCAGUAGAACUGGGGAGGGCAUCGCUUUUUCUGGCCUUCCAGUUUGGGGCAAAGUGUUCUUCCUUUCCUUCCUGUGACGUGAAAGGGGAUAUUGCAUGGGCACUUCACUUUCUGGGUGGAAGAGAAAUCAUGGAAUAGGCACAACAUGUCUCCUAUUGUCUGAAUUCGAAAGAUGUGAGGCAAGAAGACGUAUAUUAUGAGGAGGUGGAAGGAGCUAUUUUGAGAAGGAGUUUGGACUGCUCCUGUGUUCAUGGUACAAGUAGUAACUUCCUCUUGAGAGGUACAGCGAAACAUCUUUCCUAUUAACUUUCAUUUCUAGUUGCAGAUAAAAAAAAUAGAUUCUAUGAGUUGGUCUUGGAGGAAGAAAACUAGUGGAAAGUUAGUGACGCCAUUAAUAGCUAGAAAGUAAUAAAUGAGGAGAAGGCUUAUUGGGGCAGGUCAAACCUCUUCUCCCCCCCAAUACACAAACUUUUUAUUUGCUACUUUGCAGGUAUGUAUACUUUUAGUGGUUCAUGGCUGAGGGAACUCAAGUUAAGUAGGUAAUCUGUAUGCAAUGUCCAGACUUGGUAAAUGCUGCAUAUUGUAAAAAAAAGUUUAUUAAAUUAAAAACAAAUUAAAAUUA